This is a messenger RNA of Polypterus senegalus (gray bichir), 3862 nucleotides long. It is a transcript of the gene kcnc2, whose product is annotated as potassium voltage-gated channel, Shaw-related subfamily, member 2. Gene Ontology annotation, biological process: potassium ion transmembrane transport; protein homooligomerization. The record is from RefSeq and is a predicted model, not a curated record. Gene Ontology annotation, molecular function: delayed rectifier potassium channel activity; protein binding. The transcript has 4 exons. The coding region runs from base 513 to 2261 and encodes 582 amino acids. NCBI's taxonomy places the organism in Eukaryota, Metazoa, Chordata, Cladistia, Polypteriformes, Polypteridae. Gene Ontology annotation, cellular component: voltage-gated potassium channel complex; dendrite membrane; axon.
GUGAAAUAACAACCGAAGGUGACUGAUCAAUAGUGAAGAGCGCUGUCAUUCCGUCUGACUUCACCUGCCUGAAUGAGAAGCAACACGAGCAGACAGGCAGAGGGGACGGCUCUGAGGAGCCGGGAGAGCGCAGGGAAGGCGGCUGCUCUUUCUGGAAGAGCAGCUUAUCAUCACGCGCUCGCACUUAGGUGCUUCAGCGCCCUCUCUCUCUCUCACGCACACACUCUCUCUCUCUCUUUCCCUCUCUCUUAAGCAUAACGAAUUUAUGAAAAAAAGUUAUUGCAAUAAUGCAUCCACCAAGCCAUCUGUAAAUGCCGCGCAUAGCUUGGGGAAGAGCUUUGGGUGGCUUCUGAUAGAAACCCAAAUGUAUUGUGCCUUUUUUCUUUUUUUGAUGUGGUGUCUGGCUUUGCCUGCGCUGGUUGGACACUUAAUUCUUAUUUAAGGCAAGCUUGAUAAAGCUUCAAUCUCCCCUCACCUUGUUUUCCCUAUCAAGUCAUGUCUGAUUCGGAGCGAUGGGCAAGAUCGACGACAACGAAAGGAUAAUCCUCAACGUUGGAGGCACCAGGCACGAAACGUACCGAAACACGUUGAAAACAUUGCCGGGCACCCGGCUGGCAUUGCUCGCUGCCGACCCCGAUUCAGACUUCGGAGUGGACCAGCAGCAACAAGUCUCCGGCUACAUCGAGUACAACCCGAAGAACAAUGAGUAUUUUUUCGAUCGCCACCCGGGGGUUUUUGCCUAUGUGCUUAAUUACUACCGCACGGGGAAACUCCACUGCCCAGCAGACGUCUGUGGACCCCUCUUCGAAGAGGAGUUGGCUUUCUGGGGUAUAGAUGAGACCGACGUGGAGCCAUGCUGCUGGAUGACUUACAGACAGCACAGGGACGCCGAGGAAGCGCUCGAUAUCUUCGAUAUCAGUGGGGAACCGGGGGCGGCCGAAGGGGAAGACGAAGACUUGAAUAAGAGAUUGGGCAUCGAGGACGUGGUUUCACCUGAUGGGAAGGUCAGCCGCUGGAGAAAGUGGCAGCCCCUGGUGUGGGCGCUGUUUGAGGACCCCUACUCUUCAAGAGCAGCAAGGUUCAUCGCUUUUGCCUCCUUAUUUUUCAUCCUCGUCUCCAUCACAACAUUUUGCCUGGAAACCCAUGAGGCUUUCAACACCGUGAUCAACAAAACUGAACUAAUAAGGAACGGGAGCAUCAUGGAAAUGAGUACACAGUUUGAGAUUGAGACUGAUCCAGUGUUAACGUACAUCGAGGGAGUCUGCGUAUUGUGGUUUACAUUUGAAUUUCUUGUGCGUAUCAUAUUCUGCCCUGACAAGCUUGAAUUUGUCAAAAACCUCCUGAAUAUCAUUGACUUUGUGGCAAUCUUGCCGUUUUAUUUGGAAGUAGGGCUGAGUGGACUUUCCUCCAAAGCUGCUAAAGAUGUAUUGGGCUUCCUCAGGGUGGUAAGGUUUGUCAGAAUUUUGAGAAUUUUCAAGCUAACCCGCCAUUUUGUGGGCCUCCGAGUCCUUGGGCACACUCUUCGAGCUAGUACUAAUGAAUUUUUGCUGCUUAUCAUAUUUUUGGCUCUGGGAGUUUUAAUAUUUGCCACCAUGAUCUAUUAUGCUGAAAGAAUAGGAGCAAGCCCAAGUGAUCCAACUGCCAGCCACCAUACUCAGUUCAAAAAUAUCCCCAUUGGAUUCUGGUGGGCAGUUGUGACCAUGACCACCUUAGGAUAUGGUGAUAUGUACCCUAAGACCUGGUCAGGAAUGGUAGUAGGGGCGCUCUGUGCAUUGGCUGGAGUGCUCACAAUAGCCAUGCCCGUUCCUGUCAUCGUGAAUAACUUUGGAAUGUACUAUUCGCUAGCCAUGGCAAAACAAAAGCUUCCACGUAAGAGGAAGAAGCACAUCCCUCAAGCUCCUCAGGGUGGAUCUCCCACCUACUGCAAGAUGGACCUGAACAUGGCUUGCAAUAGUACCCAAAGUGACAUUUGUCAUAGCAAAGAACACAGGCUGCUGGAACACAACCGAUCAGUGCUGUCAGGUGAAGAAAGUGGAGGAAGCGACCCGCCUUUGUCACCAGAUCAAAGGCUCCCAAUGAGACGUUCUAGUACCCGAGACAAAGGCAGAAGAGGGGGAACAUGUUUCUUAUUGACAACAGGAGAUUACUCAUGUUCUUCAGAUGGAGGGAUCAGGAAAGUGAUAAACAUUUAUACCACGGGACAUAAACAAGAGCUCCAGACCACCACACGGGAGAUUUAUGUAGCUGUUCUAACUGUUUAAGAUGCAUACCUGUUAAAGAGUACUUAGUGGUUAUGGCAACAGCAACAGUGUUGCUUAGCAACCAACCUACUCCUGACAGAGACUUCCAAUACCACAGUGGCCUAUUCUGAAGGAAUGGUGCGAUCACUGUUUACUCUUCAGUAAGUCCAUGAAACAUGAUGCCAAAUGAAUAUAGUUUUUUUUUCCUCUCCUUGUGUAGCAGAAAAUAUCUGGAUAUAUACGUAUGUAUAUGUAUAUUUAAGUCAAAAAGAAGCUGUAAUAUAGGCAAAUAAAUUGUUGAAUUACCCCUUAUGAUAAGAAUGUAGGUCAAAAUAUUUAAGUAUCACGUUCAAAAUUAUAUAUAUAUAUGUAUAUAAAUAUAUGCUGAGUGUGAUGAGAAUAAUCCUGCUAACAAUUAAUUCAUGGUAAUUGAGUGAAUUGAACAGGUAAGCUUUAUUACAAAAAAAAAAAUCUCUGCUAAAUGAAUAUUGUGUGAUAACAUGUCUCAUUUUCUGACCAGUGUUCAGUAAUGUCUUAACUAUGGCCAAAGAGUUACUAAAAACUUUGAAUAUUUGUAGCAAACAGACAGCCACUACCUUAUUCACUAUUCACCUAACUUGUGGCUUUCUCCUAAAAAUGAAACAUGCCAGGAAAGUCCAAACCAAUUGGAGCUGCUGCAUCACAGAUCCAGUGUCCUGACGUUAAAAUGAAAACCUGGUACCUGUUGUUGUGAAGUUUUUUUCCAGGUGAUUGAACUGCCUUCCCACAUCCCAUCCCACAUCCUUAUAGUAUGCAGGUUAGGUUGAUUGGUAAUUCUAAAUUUACAGUCAGGGUAUGUGUGAAAGUAGACCCAGUCUGAGACCUCCACUCCAUCCAGGAUUGAUUCCUGUCUUGUGGCCAUUUGUGUUGGAAUAGACUCCAGCCCCCAAAAUCCUGAGUUACAAGUAUAAUAUGGAAUAAUCAACAAAGGAGCAUUUUGUUAAGAUUAAUUGAGGAUAAUCAAUGAUGUAACUGUGUAUACAUUAUUUAAAACAUUGUUACAGAAUUCACUAAAAUUUUGUAUCACACCUGGCAUAUUAUUUAUAUAUAAUAUAUACAGGGUGUCUCAAAAAUAUUUUUUUAACAAAAAUGGCACAUUGAGUAGUAUAGGAUAAUGUUAUAUUUUAUAUAUGCAAUGAAUUAGUGUGUGACAUACAGUGAACAAUAACCAAUAUACAAAAAUUGUACACAACUGAAUUUUUUACAAAUUUUGAUUGAGAGACAACAUUGCGGCCAACUAAUUAACCACAAGCUCAAUAAAACCACUUCUGUUCACCGUUUAAAUAUAUCUUUUCACUCAAAAAGGAAGCCGGUCCAUCAAAACCACACCCGCACUCAUUCUGCUAGCACACCAAAGAUACCUUUUCAGAAGGCACACUUGAGAUGCCUGAAUUGAUGAUCUUCCAGGAAGAGCUUGUGGUGUAACAUCCUAAGAGACCCUAAGGCACUAAUCUGAAGAAUGAAGCUUUAGAGGAGGCCUGACUGAGGAUCCCACAAGGGCUUGCAUUUUUUUGAUCUAACCCUACAUAAUCAGAAGUGUGUAUCUAGCUCAGACCAAGUAGCUAAUAUUUAGAAAAAAAAAA